This is a messenger RNA of Polyodon spathula (Mississippi paddlefish), 1333 nucleotides long. Its product is annotated as mesothelin-like protein. Lineage: Eukaryota; Metazoa; Chordata; Actinopteri; Acipenseriformes; Polyodontidae. Gene Ontology annotation, biological process: cell-matrix adhesion. Bases 97 to 1302 code for a protein of 401 amino acids. The transcript is spliced from 11 exons. The record is from RefSeq and is a predicted model, not a curated record. Gene Ontology annotation, cellular component: cell surface.
CCAUUCAUUAUCUUCAGCAGCCAAAAUGACAUAAACAUAUUUGGUUCGACAGAACAACUUAAGAUCUUUGCGGAUAACUCUGACAAUCUGAAGCUCAUGAGCAAUGAACUCAUCCCUCAGGAUGUCCGUGCUCUCUACAGCUCAUUGGUGUUUCAUCAAAAUCCAGCAUUUAGUAUUACAGAGCUUCCUGGUGCGCUCCUUUGUUUUGCCCCAGACUCUGGGUACUCUUCUGUGAAACCAGCUGAGCUGCAAGCUUUGUCAGAGAGGUUGAUAAAAGCUUGUAACAAGACUCUGGAUUCUGCGCUUGACAAUGUAAGUUCGCUUACAUCUCUGGGAACCCUGGUCCAAGGCUUGCCUUCUAACACAAUUGCGAGUGUUAGCCCAGCUGUCGCUCUCAGCGCCGCAAAUGAUCCAGCUUUUGUUCAGAACAUCAUUAGAGGACCAGAAGUUCUUCAACAGAUAUUUAUUAACAAGAUCAUUACUGUGAACAGCGAUCCCAACGUCGUGUUGCAAAACAUUCCUGAUGAUAUGGCAGGUCUAAUUCCAUUGCCUUUAUUGACUUUCUCGGGAAACACAUUUAAUCUUGAACAAAUCGAAAAGAAAAAGUGGAAAAAGGAACAGGCUUCGUUGUUUUUUCACAAAUUAGCAUCCAGUACCACCAAUUACACUGAUCUUUCCCCAUAUAUACUGCAAGGAUUCAGCUGCAGUGCCGUGCAAAGCAUUCCAAACAACAACACUGUCAACAUUGUCAAGGCUUGUAGGGGUAAAAAGGUACCCCUAGUGGAGGACCAGCUGUCCUGCAUGGCUUAUCACGUCGCUGCAAAUGCAUCACCACAGGACUUCACCAGCUAUCCUGUAGACAUGCUACUCUAUUACCCCUACAGUCAGAUUCCGUCAGCAAACUGCCGAUCAUACUUUACGGAAAUUGGUGGUGCAAACUUUUAUGUUUUCUCCGAGACAUCAAAUAGACCAACUGCCCUCACAAACUCUGCUAAAAACUGUCUGGGUAUAACAGGCACCAGUCUCAGCAGUGCAGAUUUAAAUGUGCUGAACAAUAUGGUCUGUAUCCUGAAUGGAAGCUACAUUGAAAACUCGGACAAUCUAAUCUUGGAAAAACUCAAGAAGUGUGAACAACUCACUGCUGGACAAAUUGCAUCUGUUCAAAAAGUACUUUUCAGCGGCACUACAAAAUAUGGAAACUCUUCAACUUGGACACAGAAGACACUGGCAGACCUUGAAGAAUUGCCUUUGUUCCUAACAAGCGAGUUUUGGUCCAAGUUCAAGCAGGUAGUCAAUCACUAAAUAUCAUAUAUUAGAAAGCAGAUUAAUGUCA